AUGGCUCGCGGAGAGACCAACCAAGCCAAGCUUUUUUACAAGGGCGCCGACGAGGUCUUCGCGAUCUUUCUUGACAGCGUCGAGGACUACGAGAAGUGGCGCGAAGACAAGUCGAUCCCCCUCGCCCAGGUUGUGUCGUCGUUCAAGGUGUUUACCACCGGGAAACAGAGCACGACGGGCCUACUGGAUGGCGCAUCCAAGUCAACACUAGAGAACGAGUUUGGUACGUCUGUUGAUGACGAUGUCGUGUUGAAGAUUCUGGAGGGAGGAACGCUGCAAGAGGUUCAGAUGCCGGAGCGCCAAGGUCCCAAGAACGAUUCUAACGGGGUAUACGGCACCCGCUAG
Dichotomopilus funicola is the source of this 345-nucleotide messenger RNA. RefSeq names its product ribosome maturation protein. The record is from RefSeq and is a predicted model, not a curated record. Bases 1 to 345 code for a protein of 114 amino acids. The transcript has 3 exons. Lineage: Eukaryota; Fungi; Ascomycota; Sordariomycetes; Sordariales; Chaetomiaceae.